Molecule: messenger RNA, 498 nt
Organism: Triplophysa rosa
Lineage: Eukaryota; Metazoa; Chordata; Actinopteri; Cypriniformes; Nemacheilidae
Product: TNF receptor-associated factor 4-like
Exons: 4
Coding region: 196-498 (100 amino acids)
Molecular function (GO): metal ion binding
Source: RefSeq, a predicted model, not a curated record
AUUUCCUUCCACUCGCGUUACCUUACUGAAGACGGAAAUGUCGUGAUAAGUCCAUUGUUUUGCCGAAUUCGUGUCGUUAAAAAAGUAACAAAUAAAUCGACUCUCGACUCGGGUCGUCUCUCUUCAGUUUUGACGCAAUACGAUAAAGGUCGGCUCUUUUUUAAGUCAACUGAAGCUGGUAUCUAUACACGCAUUAUGCCAGGUUUAGAUUUAAAGUUUCUGGAUCGACCGAGGAGGAGAUUUUAUUGCCCUUUGUGUAAUAAGCCGAUGAGGGAACCUGUUCAGGUGUCCACCUGCGGUCACAGAUUCUGUGACACCUGUCUGCAGGAGUAUCUCAGUGAAGGAGUGUUCAAGUGCCCAGAGGACCAUCUGCCACUGGAUUAUGCCAAAAUUUUUCCAGACAUGGAGCUGGAACAGCAGAUUCUCUCUCUGCCCAUCCGCUGCAUUCACAGUGAGGAGGGCUGCCGCUGGGCCGCACAGAANAAAGAAGGGGCUUAA